CCUCGCCUCCUCUGCUGCUUCCCCUCUCCUCUCCUCUCCGCCCAUCCUGGAGGACAGAGCGAUGCGGAGACAAUAGGACGCGGAGCCGGAGGAGUCUGCAGGAUGCUCGGCGCCACAUCCACCGACACACGGCUGCACGGAGGCUGUUCACAGGAGACCGGGCGUUUCUCCCAACUCACCUGGCCUUAGUAUGCUCCCAGACACCCCCCUCCCCUCCCCCGUGUGUUGGACCGACAGUGCGGACUCCACAGCCUCCAUAUGGGUACCAAUUGAAGGUGACACCAGCUGUUAGCUGUCCCACCUGAGCCCGUCUGUUUCCCAGUUUUUCGUCCUGGUCCGUCCCCCAAAGCAGUCCCGAGCAUGAGUUCUUCACCGCUGGUAUCUCGGGCCAACAUGGACAUCCUGGACGAGCUGCAGCUGAUCGCAGCCCAGAACCUGGAGAGGCUGGAGGUGAACAAGUACUACGAGGUGAUCCGGGAGCUGGGCAAGGGCACCUACGGCAAGGUGGAUCUGGUCAUUCACAAGAUCAGAGGUACAAAAAUGGCACUGAAGUUCCUGAAGAAGAAGACAACGAAGCUGAAGUCGUUCCUGCGGGAGUACAGCAUCUCCCUCUACCUGUCCCCCUGCCCGUUCAUCAUCAACAUGUUCGGCAUCGCUUUUGAGACAGACGACUACUAUGUGUUCGCACAGGAGUACGCCCUGGCAGGGGACCUUUUCGAUAUCAUUCCUCCACAGGUUGGUCUUCCUGAGGCGGUGGCAAAGCGCUGUGUGCACCAAGUAGCCAUCGCUCUGGACUACCUGCACUGUAAGAAGCUGGUCCACAGGGACAUAAAGCCCGAAAACAUCCUCAUUUUUGACCGAGAGUGCCGCAAAGUUAAGCUGUCGGAUUUCGGCAUGACCCGCCGAGCCGGCUCACCUGUGAAAAGAGUGAGCGGCACCAUUCCCUACACCGCCCCGGAGCUCUGUGACGUGUCCCGCCACGAGGGUUUCUGCGUGGACUACAGCACCGACGUCUGGGCCUUCGGGGUGCUGCUCUUCUGCAUGCUGACUGGCAACUUCCCCUGGGAGAAGGCGCUGCCCUCCGACUCCUUCUACCAGGAGUUCAUCCGCUGGCAGAGGAGGAGGACAAACACGGUGCCGUCCCAGUGGAGACGCUUCACCGAGCAGGCGCUCCGCAUGUUUCGGCGGCUGCUCUCCGUGGAGCAGGACCGCCGCUGCUCCGUCAAAGAGGUUUUCGGGUACUUCAGCCACUCUUGGAUGCUGGACGCGGAGAACAACACCAACAACGGCAAUGGCAACAGCAACGGCGGAGGUGGUGGAGAGAGGGUGGGCGGUGGAGGAGGAGGAGGAGGAGGAGGGGUGCGGGGAGAGGGCGAUGGCACUAUCUCGUCAUCGUCAUCCGGGGAGGAAGACGAGGAGCUCCUUGUGGAGAAAAUGAAACAGCAGACUUUAUCUCCUCUCUCUCCCAUGUCUCCGGUGGCAGUGGAGAGGGGGAGCGGGGGCGGGGCUAAGGCUGGGAUGAUGGAACCAGGCGGCGGCCACCAUUUUGUGUCCGUCUCCACCAACAGCUCCGUGUCCUCCACCAACAGCUACGACCGAAUGCCGCGAGAGAACAGUUCCCCGGGUGGCCGCAUGCUGGUGGCCACGCCCAUCGAAAUCUGCGUCUGAGCGCAUCAGAACGUUGACGUCUUCAUGGAUCCACAAACACACUUUUAUACCUCUCAUCCAAACACAUAGAUGUGCAUGCAUGGAACAAAAUAACAAACUGAUCAUGAGUACUAACAUGUAUCCUGUUAUAAACAUCUUGGGAAAGGAACAGCACAUGAAAGACUUAACAGAGAGUAUUUGUAGAAUGCGUACAUUUUGCAUGUGGUAGGUUUUUUUUUGGUCGAACUGGAGUCAAAAGACUCCACAAAAAGCCCCAUUUACGCUUUGAAUUCAAUGGCAGUUUCGUUAAAACCCAGAGGAAAAAUUGCUACCAAUAGAGAUUCUGUCCGCGAAACCAUCCGAAAAGAAGACCAAAAUGUAGUUCUUAAAGCAAUACUUUCAGCAAAAAAAAAAGGCAAAUAGAGACAAAAGUGUGCAGAGUACUGCGUGUAUCUGUUGUACACUUAUAAAUGAAGCCAAGGGACAAAGGAUUUUUUUUUAUGAGAAGACUAAAACGGAGUUCAAGGAAGUAAUUUGUAAGUAAAAAAACAAGACAAGCAGUGGUUUUAAGUGUUUCACUUGUGACAAAAAAAAUGUGAAAAGUGUGAGUGUGUUGUGCGUGUUGUGUGCGUUUGAAUCCAAAAGAAGUGGAUUUAUUUUGCUUUAAAAAGACUAUUUUUUCUAUUGGUUUUUUUUUUGUAAAGCAGCUUCCUUUGGGCUUUUUUUUGUUCGACUUCACGUUGGAUUUUGGUGUUCUGGCACAGCUGUGCCAAAUCUACUUCCAUUUGGUUAGGUUAGCUGUACAUAUUGGUAUUCAUACCAAUAAUUUGAUAUCAUUUAUGAGGUUUGACCGAUGGGUUUCAGGUGGAAUAUCUUACCGCUGUUGUGUAGACUGAGAGAAGGCUUAUGAUGUCUGUCAAACAUAUCUACUUCCCCGUUGAAAGAGGAUUUUCUAGCCACUCUAAAAAUUGUUUUUUUUUUUAUAGCUUCUGUUUUAUUUCUUUUUCCUCGGAUUUUUUUUUUUUUAUUGCUUAUGUUUGUCUUCAACACGUUUAGCAAAAUGUAUCGUCUAAAAAGAAAAGAGUCAGUUAGCCUUUUGAAUUCAAUCCGAAGAAGAAAAAAAAUCAUACAAGAUGUUAAAGAGUGACCUUUUAUAAUCUGCAUGAAGAGUAGCUCAAACGUAACCUUAUGGAGAAAUUGAACCGGCUUUACGGGGGAAAAAAAAAAGGUUAAAAAAAGAAAAUGUCGUAAUGUGGAAUUUCUGCUGUAGCACAGUUUCUUGCAUUAUGUCCCUGAGUGAUGAUCUCUUGAGACAUCUUAGGGCUAAAAAAAAAACAUAAUAGAAUAAAUAGAAAAUAAUUUCUAUUCAUUGUGUUGUAUUAUGCAUUACUAUCAAUGCAGUGAACCACCACCUGCAGGAAGAGAAAAUAAGCAAAGCAUGAGGACAUAGAGCGGGAGCUUGAAUUCAAACCACAAAUAGAAAAUUAAAUGAUGUCAUAUUUGCUUCUAAAUUGCCACUUUUAGUGAAGCAGUGUGGCGUAGAUAGAUAGAUAGAUUUUUUUUUCUAGCAAGUUAAAAUAACAGACAAAAAAUGAUCCAUUAGUAUCUUUGACUCAAUAUUGUCUAAAUAAUUUGAGGGG
Messenger RNA from Etheostoma spectabile (orangethroat darter), 3287 nucleotides. RefSeq names its product brain specific kinase 146 (gene bsk146). NCBI's taxonomy places the organism in Eukaryota, Metazoa, Chordata, Actinopteri, Perciformes, Percidae. The coding region runs from base 361 to 1668 and encodes 435 amino acids. The transcript has 5 exons. The record is from RefSeq and is a predicted model, not a curated record. Gene Ontology annotation, biological process: protein phosphorylation. Gene Ontology annotation, molecular function: protein serine/threonine kinase activity; ATP binding.